Rhodamnia argentea is the source of this 2215-nucleotide messenger RNA. Its product is annotated as ATPase WRNIP1. Gene Ontology annotation, cellular component: nucleus. Lineage: Eukaryota; Viridiplantae; Streptophyta; Magnoliopsida; Myrtales; Myrtaceae. The record is from RefSeq and is a predicted model, not a curated record. The transcript has a single exon. The coding region runs from base 210 to 1964 and encodes 584 amino acids. Gene Ontology annotation, molecular function: protein binding; single-stranded DNA helicase activity; ATP hydrolysis activity. Gene Ontology annotation, biological process: DNA-templated DNA replication; regulation of DNA repair.
CGGGAGAGGCAGAUGUGAAUUACCGGCGACAACUCCCGCGUUUUUGUCAUUCGUGCUUUUUGGCUAAUGCCUUCUUGCUUAAAAGACAACACUAAUUUGAUGUUCUCCAAUGGCGUCGCGGAUCGCCAUGGUCGCAACUUCGACACUUCUUCUUCUUCGUCGUCUUCGCCUCUUGCGUAGCUCAAACUGAGACAAACCCAUAAGGGAAGAUGGAGAUGCAACAGCUCCUGAGCAUGGGCUUCUCCGACGAGUUAGCCGCCGAGGCGCUCGCCGCCACCGGCGGCAAGUCCACCCUCCGGGCCACCGAGUGGAUUCUCACCCGGCGGUCGUCCUCGUCGUCGUCCUCGCCCUCACCGGCCACCGCCAACCCUAACCCUAGCGCUAGCCCCAAUCCGGACCCGCCCCCGUUUCAGCCCAAGCUCGACCGGUUCUUCCACUUCCACUCCAAGCCCUCCAAUCCUUCGCCUCCUUCUCCUCCUCCUCCGCCUCGGACAGGGGCGCGGCCGCGGGACGGUUCGCCGACCCCGACUCCUCCCGAUUCCAAGCGUCCCAAGCUGUUUUUGCCGCAGAACCCGCAAUCCGUUGUUCCCAGAGGAGCGGCGGGGAGGAAGGAUUCGCCGCCGCACGAGCCCUUGGCGGAGCGGAUGCGGCCUCGGACUGUCGAUGACGUCGUCGGGCAGGACCAUUUGCUGGAUGGGAGCUCGCUCCUGCGAUCGGCGAUCGCAGCCGAUCGCCUGCCCUCGAUCGUUCUGUGGGGGCCUCCAGGUACGGGCAAGACCUCCAUAGCUAAGGCCAUUACGAAUUCGUCCUCGAGGGUCUCGGUGUAUCGAUUCGUUUCUCUGUCUGCUGUGACUUGUGGGGUUAAGGAAGUGAGGGAGGCGGUUGAGGAGGCGAGGAAGGCGAGAGUCAAGAGCAAUAAGAGAACUGUGCUGUUUGUGGAUGAGGUGCAUAGGUUUAACAAGUCGCAGCAGGACUCGUUCUUGCCCGUGAUCGAAGAUGGGAGCAUCGUGUUCUUGGGGGCCACCACGGAGAACCCGUCUUUCCAUUUGAUCACGCCCUUGCUGUCUCGCUGCAGGGUCCUCACCCUCAACCCUCUGAAACCCCAUCACAUAGUCUCGCUCCUUGAGCGGGCGAUAGGCGAUUUGGAGAAGGGGUUAGCGAGGAGUGCCGAUAUGAAGGUCGAGUUGGAGGAGGAUGCGGUUGAGUUUCUGUCCACUAAUUGCGACGGUGAUGCCCGGGUGGCAUUGAAUGGCUUGGAAAUUUCGGCCAUAACUGCUGCUGCGCGGGCGUCCGAGCAGCAGCUGAAAUUGAAGGGUGUGAAGGAAAGCUCUGAUGGCAAUUCGUUGGAAGAUGUGGGAGACGGGAUUGGUCCACCUGUGGCGAUCGUUACGCUGGAUGAUGUGAAGGAGGCACUCCAGUGUAAGCACCUAGCUUACGAUAAAGCUGGAGACGAGCAUUACAAUCUAAUUAGCGCGCUUCACAAGUCUAUGAGGGGAAGUGAUGCGGAUGCUGCCAUUUACUGGUUGGCGAGAAUGCUGGAAGGAGGUGAACAGCCUCUUUACAUUGCGCGGCGAUUGAUCAGGUUUGCAAGCGAGGAUGUUGGUUUGGCCGACCCGUUGGCUCUUAAUCAGGCUGUUUCCUGUUACCAAGCUUGCCAUUUCAUAGGGAUGCCAGAAUGCAACGUGGUUCUCGCGCAGUGCGUCGCCUAUUUGGCUUUGGCUCCGAAAUCGAUCUCUGUUUAUCGAGCGAUAGAAGCUGCGCAGAAGGUAGUGAGAGAAUCUGUCGGGCAAAAUGAGGGAGUCCCACUGCAUCUGAGAAAUGCGCCUACCAAGCUGAUGAAGGAAAUCGGAUAUGGGAAAGGCUACAUAUAUCCUCCCAACAAUCCUCAGUCGGCACAAAGCUACAUGCCACCCUCACUUCAAGGGUACAAAUUCCUGGACAUGCCGAGAGCUAACCCCCCAUAAAUGAGGAGCUCUGAAGCUCCCACAGAGCAGUCUUUGGCGCUGUAACUUUUGCUCGUUAGGCAGUUUUAUCCGUUCCCAACUUUUGUUUGGUUGAACGAGUUAAAGACCCUUUUUUGCCAGUCGCGUUUAUGAUCGCCUUGUUUGUUUUGAAGUAGGCCGAUAACAAGCACUGUAAAAAGUAUCUCAAGGCUGUAAUUAUGAAGCUUGUGAAGACGAGUUUAGACGCCGAAUGUGCGAGACUCUUUCUUAGC